GCCGGUCACGUGGGCGGUGCCGAGCACGCGCCCGCGCGAAGGGCUGCCUUUCUUUUUUUUCCCCUCCCUUCCGCUGACGGACCUUACAAGUCAGGUUGCCUUAGAAUCGCUGGGCGCGCGCCGACAGUUAAGCGAUGCCCUCGGCCACCAGCAGCGCGAUGGCGAGCAGCGGCAGCAGCGGCGGCAAAACCGGGAACGAGGCGGCGUCGGCGGCGCCUUCGGCAACGGCAGCCGCGGCAACGGUAGCUGCUGGGGCGGCUCCAUCCCAAGCGGCGUCGGUUCCGGGUGGCAGCACGAGUUCGGUGCAGACCGAGGCCAUGAAGCAGAUUCUGGGCGUCAUCGACAAGAAGUUGCGCAACCUCGAGAAGAAAAAGGGCAAACUUGAUGAUUAUCAGGAUCGAAUGAACAAAGGAGAACGCCUUAACCAAGACCAGUUGGAUGCUGUGUCCAAGCACCAAGAAGUCAGUAAUAACCUGGAAUUUGCUAAGGAACUGCAGAGGAGUUUCAUGGCCCUGAGCCAGGAUAUUCAAAAAACAAUAAAGAAGACAGCUCGACGGGAACAGCUAAUGAGAGAAGAAGCUGAGCAAAAACGUUUAAAAACAGUACUUGAAUUGCAGUUUAUUUUGGACAAAUUGGGUGAUGAUGAAGUGCGAAAUGACCUAAAGCAAGGAACAAAUGGAGUGCCGGUAUUAACAGAGACGGAACUGUCAACACUAGAUGAAUUUUACAAGCUAGUUGAACCUGAACGGGACAUGAAUGUGAGGUUGAGUGAACAGUAUGAACAGGCAUCGAUUCAUCUGUGGGACUUACUGGAAGGGAAGGAAAAGCCUGUAUGUGGAACAACCUAUAAAGCCCUAAGAGAAGUUAUUGAACGUAUUCUUCAAACAAGUUACUUUGACACUCACAACCAGCAGAAUGGAUUAUGUGAAGAAGAGGAGACGGUGUCUGCACCUACAGUUGAAGAUGCUGUUGCAGAAACUGAGCCAGAACCAACGGAAGAAUACACUGAACCCAGUGAAGUUGAAUCAACAGAGUAUGUAAACAGACAGUUCAUGGCAGAGACUCAGUUCAGCAGUAGUGAGAAGGAACAGGUAGAUGAGUGGACAGUUGAAACUGUUGAGGUGGUAAAUUCGCUCCAGCAACAGCCACAGGCUACAUCUCCUCCAGUUCCAGAUGCCCAUACGCUUACUGCUGUGGCUCAAGCAGAUCCUCUUGUUAGGAGACAACGAGUACAGGACCUUAUGGCACAAAUGCAAGGCCCCUACAACUUCAUGCAGGACUCCAUGUUGGAAUUUGAGAAUCAGGCCCUCGACCCUGCUAUUGUUUCAGCUCAGCCUAUGAAUGCAGCACAAAACUUGGAUAUACCCCAGAUGGUUUGCCCUUCAGUUCAUACUGAAUCGAGGCUUGCGCAGUCCACCCAGGUUCCUGUCCAACCUGAAGCCACACAGGUCCCCUUGGUUUCUUCCACAAGUGAGGGAUAUACAGCAUCCCAGCCCAUGUAUCAGCCUUCUCAUUCAACAGAACAACGGCCUCAGAAAGAAUCAAUUGACCAGAUUCAGGCUUCAAUAACCUUAAGUGCAGAUCAGACACCAACAUCAUCACCUCUUCCAGCUGCAUCCCAGCCUCAGGUAUUUCAGGCUGCCUCUAGCAAACCUUUGCAUAGCAGCGGAAUCAAUGUUAAUGCAGCUCCAUUCCAGUCCAUGCAGACAGUAUUUAACAUGAAUGCACCUGUUCCCCCUGUCAAUGAGCCAGAAACUUUAAAGCAACAAAAUCAGUACCAGACCAGUUACAGCCAGCCUUUCUCCAAUCAACCUCACCAAGUAGAGCAAUCGGAACUUCAGCAAGAACAGCAGCUUCAGACAGUGGUUGGCACCUACCAUGGUUCCCCGGACCAGUCCCAUCAAGUGGCAGGUAACCACCAGCAGCCUCCACAACAGAAUACUGGGUUCCCACGUAACAGUCAGCCUUAUUAUAACAGCCGAGGAGUGUCUCGUGGUGGAUCACGCGGCACUCGAGGCUUAAUGAAUGGAUACAGGGGACCAGCCAAUGGGUUUAGAGGAGGUUAUGAUGGCUACCGCCCUUCAUUUUCCAACACUCCAAAUAGUGGUUACACACAGGCACAAUUCAGUGCUCCUCGCGACUAUUCCACCUACCAGCGGGAUGGAUAUCAACAGAAUUUCAAGCGUGGCUCUGGACAAAGUGGUCCUCGGGGAGCCCCUCGAGGUCGUGGAGGGCCCCCAAGACCCAACAGAGGGAUGCCUCAAAUGAAUGCUCAGCAAGUGAAUUAAACUAAUUCACAGGAUUACAUUUAAACGCCAAAAACACACUGGCCAGUGUACCAUACAUGUUCCAGAAGAGCUAUCUCUUGGUUCUCCUUUAUAGGAAGUUCAUAGUAAAGGGAUUAUUUUCAUUGCCCAUAAAGACAAGACUACAGUUGUCAGCUUUAUACCUGGAUAUGGAAAGAAACGACGUUUACUCUGCAUGUUCUAUCCUAAGCAUCAUCUUGAGCCUUGCACAUGAGAUCCAGAAUUUUUACCCUUGCUCUGAUUAAAAGCAAAAAUGGCAGUUUUAGGGUUAUGAAAAUCUCCAUAGUUAACUGAACAGGCAGAAAUAACCCCACUGACUCCGUUGACAUUAUAUAGUGCUGCAGCAAAUUCGGAUAAAAAUAUCUAAAUCCCUAAAUGUUUUACUCAGAAAAUUGGUGUAUUUAAACUUUUACAUGAAAGGAAGAUGGAAGAAGCGAAUUGUGGUUUGACAGAGCAACUGCAUUUCAGCUUUUUCUGUUAGACUGAAGCACUGAACAUCUGUGAUGCAUAAUAAAUGAUGCCUAUACCCCAACUAAUAAGCUGAUGGACAGCUUAGGGCACACCCUUAGUUACAGCAUUUUUUUUUAUUAGGCCUGACUUGCUGUGGCAAAGGGAUGCAUUAAUUGUUUUGUGUAGCUGUUGAUAUAAUUGUGUAAACCCAGAAUUAGGCUUUGAUUGGCACUUUAAAUUUUUCUGUAAGAAAUAGAAGAUGUAAUCUGAAUGGCCACAUUUGUUUGCAAUGUGAAGUGUUAAAGAAUUCUCUCCUGAACACAUUUCUGGGAUAGCAAUGACAUUUGUAAGGAUUGGUAUUCUUAUCUUUCCUUAUUUUUUCCCCUCGUCUGCCACUGAUACUUGAUCUUGCUGUAUUAUUGCCCAAAUAACUGAUGCCGGUACUGAUGGGAAUUAAUGGAUAUUCAUAACACUUUUGGUUACAUUAUUUCUAUUUUGCAGCCUGAAGGUUUUAAGAAAUCUCAAAUCCCUGCUGCUGCCCUUUUAAAUUGCUCUCUUUUGAAAAGCACCAGUAUGUGUUUGGAUCGGUUUCCCCUUUAAGGGAAAUUACAGCCAGCAGUUACAGAUUUAAGCAAGAUAAAUAAAACAUGUUUAUAAAAAAAUGUAUUCUUUAACGUAUCUUAAGUGACUACUGCAAAUGUAAUAGGGAAACAGAAACUUCAGAAGCACAUUCCCAGAACUUUAAAUGUUAACGUUCAAAGAUAUUCAGAAAGUUAGUUAGGUGUAUUAUCUUCUGUGGAGUCUUGAAACUUAUUUUCUGAUGAGAUGCAGUCAUCUCUCUCUCCCUCCCUCUCCCUUUCUCUCUUUCUCUUUCUCUGCCCCCCCCAAUUGAAGACUGUUGAAGCUGAUCAUUCAAGCCAUCUCAUGAGCUGUACAUAAAAGUUUGAGCAGGUAGUGAGAAUUGUAUUCAUGGCACCAGUUGAAUGUAGCAAUCCAGCCCAUGGAAUCCACUGAACAAGAGUUUCUGAAUUAUUUGGGAAUAUAUUUGCAGAAGGCUGAUUCUGUGUGCACAGUGCCCUUUUUGUAUUGGUGCUGAUCCCCUUUUAAGACUGUUUUUGUUUCAUGGAUAUAGUUAAUUGAACUGAAAAAGAGAAUAGAUUUUAAAAAUCUGAUUGGCAAGUAGUGGUUUCUUCUUAAAUUACUUAGCAUCUGUGCCCACCUCCAUUUAUCUAGAAAGGAGAAAGACUUCAGCUAUCACCAUGAGAAUUACCUGCUUUCAUCUUUGAGGUUGCCCUAGGUUGCAAUUACUAAGUACUUACAAGUAGCAUUUUUGCAUUUCUAAAAAGUGACCCCCAUCCAUUUUAUACAGCUAAGCAAGUCUUCUAACAGGUUGGUACAGUAUCUGAAGCCAAAGGUUCAGAUUUAGGAACUAAAUAGGCAGAAAUUUGUGGUGUGAUUAUACACACAACCACACACCCAAUUUUUGUCUAGAAAAGCUGUGCAAGUAUGAAUUAUGCAAAUAGCAUGCUUUGUGGUUAUUUUACACAAUUUUUUGCAAGCUUUGGCUGUAAGGAGCCAUGCAGCACAAUCAAGCCAUACAUUCUGAAUACUUUGGAAAUACUGCUAACCUCCCUCUUUGGCUUCUGAGAUUUUACCCAACUAUUUUUGUACUUUCAGGGCCAAUAUUGUAGCUAUAAAGGCCAGAAUCCCUUGCUGUAUUUAAAAACAAAACACAGCACUAAGAUUCUCAUUCAAUGUUACGGAAUAAUUCAGAGAAGAUUGGGAAAACCAAUUUGAGGAAUAUUUGUUGACUGUUUUACUUCUGCCAACUUUUCAGUGUUUUAUCUCUUCUAUAUUUGAAUAUAAUCAAACUAAAGUACACUUCUUAAAGUUGAGCUCUACUCUUCUAAAUAUUAUCGAUUCCUUAUGUUCUUCAUAUUGACUCAACAUGAUCAGAAGGCAUUGGGUUGUAUCUAUUUUGUUUGCCGAAGGGACAUCACCGUAAUGGACACUUCCGCUGAAGGAAGGGAAACAGAAUUUUCAUUUCCCCUUUCCUUAAUUGUUACCUUCCAUUCUGUUCCAAAGGGUCAUCCAAGCCUCUGGAGCAGAUUUGCAGGGUGCAUAGGAGGCUGCUGGGCAUGAAGAGGAAUAACCAAAACCAUCACUUCCCCAUUGUCCAUUGAAGUGUACAAUUAAUAGAGUUCCACUUCUGGAUGCAACCCCUGAGUUGGAGACCAACGUGGUGAUGUUUUGACUUCACUGGUGGUAGUCUUUAUGAUCACUGGAUCUUAAAUGAUUAUAUUGAAUUAGGAAAUUGUCAUCCACCUUCAUAGCUUGGAAAAAAGUGAAGUACUAUUUAAUAGAGGCCUAUUUGUGAUAGAAAAGCUACAGUUCAAACAACUUAGGAGCAGUAUUAGAUGUAUUUAUUUGCCUUAUUUAGAUCAUCACUUUGUAUGUUAGAAUCCUGUCUUCUUCCGUGACCAGCCAUCAAAAAGACAUGAGAUAGCGCUUCUCCCGAGAGAGACAGAUGCCAACCAUAGUGUUUUCCUCCAAUUAUUUUUCAGGAUCCAAAAGUUCAGUUAUGAUCUUCAGACUCUUAACUAAUAUAUUGAUACAAUAAUACACUUGUUAAUUCCUUUUUAAUUUGGCAAAACUACUGCCCUUCACAACAGUCUCUAGUAAUGAGAUCUACAGGUGUUUUGUGAAUUGUUUUAAGAAAGGUGUGUCUGUUUGUGGUGCCCAUUCUAGAGUUACUGCUUUAUCAUCAAAAUAGAAUUUCCGUGUUCAGUCUUCAUGAUCGGUUCACUGUUCAUCUACAUCCUCCUAGACCUUUCUCACAAGUCAAAAUGAAAAGUAGUAGUUUGAGUCCCUCCUAUUACUUUUUCUGCAUCUGAAUGGUGUUAAAAGUGGGGCAAACAGUUUAACAGAAAUCAAAUACAUAUUGAAGGCAAUGUAGGAGUUAUAUUUGCAUAUGAGACUAAGGAAAAGUGCUCAUGUGUAAGAUCUGUAGACAUUAAGUGAAUGGAACUGUUUUGUCUGCCUUGGUGUUUUCGCGCCUUGUUUUUUAACUGCAGUACCUUUAAGCUGAUGACUUUAUUAAAAAACAAUGACAUUUAGAAUCAAACACUCUGGAUGUAUAUUUUUAAAAAAUUCCACUGCAGCCUACAUUCCUAAACUUCAGUGUAUGUUAAAAUACCACUGGUGUUAAAAAAAAACUUUCAAAGCUUUGCCCUGCAUCUUUCUCUGGUAUUCUACUUUUUGUUAAAUACCACCAGUACAUUCAAAUGUGUGUUGGGUCAUUCCUGUUUCUAUUGCCACUUAACAGAAAUUACAUUUUAAAACCUUGCCUGCCUUUUCUGUGAUUUCGGUGUUGCCAUUGUAAUGUUCUUCAUCUCUUUUCACCCACACAAAGUUUACUGUUGCAAUCAGCUUAGCAUUCUUUUAAUUAAUGUACAAUCUUCCUUUUUAAAAAUUACACACUUCAUUUGGAUAGGAAGAGGUGCUUACAGUAGUACAUUAAAAGUAUAGCAAGUUGCCCCUCUUGUGACUGUUGCCUAAUGUGACUAUUAAAUUGCAUGUUGUGUUAGAAUUGUUCAAAGCCAAGCUUGUAAUAAUAUAUCUAUGCAAAUAUUGUGAAUUUUAAAAAUUAGAAAAUUGAGGGUAGUGAUUAAUUUGGACGUUCCUGGAAGAAAUUGAAAUUAGUGCCUAUGCAGCUGUAUUCUGCACUUUUGACUGCAGAUCAGAUUGGUGAACCAUUGCCUUUUACUGCUCCAGCCCAAUGAGGCAUUUAUUUUGUAGUUCUUGUAUGGGAAAAGCGUGAGAACUGGGAUUUUCAUUAAAACAAUGUAAUUUAAAUUA
This is a messenger RNA of Podarcis raffonei (Aeolian wall lizard), 6614 nucleotides long. It is a transcript of the gene CAPRIN1, whose product is annotated as cell cycle associated protein 1. Gene Ontology annotation, cellular component: cytoplasm. The coding region runs from base 135 to 2288 and encodes 717 amino acids. NCBI's taxonomy places the organism in Eukaryota, Metazoa, Chordata, Lepidosauria, Squamata, Lacertidae. Gene Ontology annotation, molecular function: RNA binding. The record is from RefSeq and is a predicted model, not a curated record. The transcript has 19 exons.